AUGUCACUUACUGAAAUCAGAUAUAAUUUCUCAAAUUUGAUAGAACUUAGAGUAAGAAAACAGAAGCAGCAAGUGAAAUCUACAUCUAAACAAAGUUUAAGUCAAGAAAAUAUCAGUAAUGAAAAAUGUGAAAAAAAUGCAAAUGUCUU
Molecule: messenger RNA, 149 nt
Organism: Cetraspora pellucida
Lineage: Eukaryota; Fungi; Glomeromycota; Glomeromycetes; Diversisporales; Gigasporaceae
Source: the annotation of a GenBank genome assembly